AUGGGCACAAUACUGCUCUCAUUCCGCAUCCGGCUCGGGAAUCUGCUUUUUGACGUCUUUCAAAACUCCAGCCGUCCUGGAGGAGCUCGUGUCAGCCCCCGAAGACUGGUGAAGUGGCCGUGCAAGCAGAGCGAGCUCGAAGCUCUUCUCUAUGUUGCGGCCAACACGACGAUUCCAGUACCGAAAGUAUAUCGAACAUACCAAUACCACGGCGAAUUGGCUAUCGAAAUGGAAUACUUUCGCGGAUGCAAGACAGUACAGGAUGCGUGGCAUGAGCUGUCAGACCAAGAGAAGGAGAGGGCUGCCGAACAAUACUACAGCCUCCUGACCAGCAAAAUGUCUCGUCAACGAACGGAGGAUGAUCUUUUCGGGCCAUUCGACAACAUUUCCUCGUUCCACAGAUUCCUCCGUGGCGGCAUACCGAUCGAGAGUGCAGAUACCGUAUUUGGCGAGAAGGUGGCGGAGAUCCACCAACGCAAGUACAGUAUCCGUUUUACACCCGGCGAUCGGGCGUCACUCAAUAUCCUCAUGCGGGAUGGGAGAAUUGCUGCGAUUGUCGAUUGGGAAUGCGCAGCAUGGUAUCCUGAAUACUGGGAAUUCACCAAGGCCCAUUAUAACGCUGUUCAUCAACCCGAGUUUCACCAAAUGCUCGACCUAAAGAUGACUCGAUAUGAUGAGGAGCUAGUGGCUGAACGCAGGCUAUGGGAACGAUACGAUCAAUUCUUAGAUACAGACCCGCCUGACACCAAAGGCCAUACGACAAGCCAGCCACCGGAUGCACCUACCUUGAUGCAGCCGCAUACAUAA
Messenger RNA from Pseudocercospora fijiensis CIRAD86, 807 nucleotides. RefSeq lists its product as uncharacterized. The record is from RefSeq and is a predicted model, not a curated record. The transcript has 3 exons. The coding region runs from base 1 to 807 and encodes 268 amino acids. Lineage: Eukaryota; Fungi; Ascomycota; Dothideomycetes; Mycosphaerellales; Mycosphaerellaceae.